AUUAUAAAGAUUUUGGAUAUAUAACGUGGCGAAUUCAACAUGUUGAGUUACCGAUCCUGAGUGGGACUUUCGUUGUUUCAAUAGUAUAUAGUAUCACAUGAUGCAAUAAUUCAAACUUUAUGUCUAUUUUUUUGUAAGAGAGAUACCGAAAAGCUUUUGCUUUCUUUAUUUAGACAAAUUUUUUAUAUGGACGGUUUGGAAUUGUUCCUUGUUAGGAUUCAAUUCUAUCGUGUUUGGUACAAAAUUUAUAAAGGGAUAUGUUUUUUGAGCCAAAAUAAUAUAAUAAAACAUUACAAUUUCAUUGAGAUUUGGUUUUUGAAGUGAAAUGGUUAACGCUACAGUUGCGAGAAACAUUGCCGGCAUUUGUGGAAAUGCCAUCUCCUUGUUCUUGUUCUUAUCUCCCAUACCUACGUUCAUAACCAUAUACAAGAAGAAAAAGGUGGAGGAGUACAAAGCUGACCCAUACUUAGCCACGGUUCUAAAUUGCGCACUUUGGGUCUUUUAUGGCUUACCAAUGGUUAAACCAGAUAGUCUCUUUGUGAUCACAAUCAAUGGUACCGGUUUGGCCAUUGAGAUGAUGUAUCUCGUUAUCUUCUUCUUCUUUUCUCCAACUAGUCGCAAGGUGAAAGUGGGGCUAUGGUUAAUAGGAGAGAUGUUGUUUGUAGGAAUAGUAGCCACAUGCACAUUGCUAUUAUUCCACACACAUAACCAGAGAUCUUCUUUUGUUGGAAUCUUUUGUGUCAUUUUUGUUAGUCUCAUGUAUAUUGCUCCUCUCACCAUAAUGAGUAAGGUGAUCAAGACCAAAAGUGUGAAGUACAUGCCAUUCUCUCUCUCACUUGCCAACUUCCUCAACGGUGCCGUUUGGGUUAUUUAUGCACUUAUUAAAUUCGACCUGUUCAUUUUGAUUGGAAAUGGACUUGGAACAGUAUCAGGAGCAGUACAACUUAUACUCUAUGCUUGCUAUUACAAGACAACACCAAAAGAUGAUGAAGAUGAAGAGGAUCAUGAGGAGAAUCUUUCUAAGGCUAACUCUCAGUUACAACUUGGUGGCAACAUUGGACAAGCUAAACGUGUUUCAGCUUGAUUAUAUGUUUUAGAUUCAUGAGUUAUGAAAUUUAUUAUUUCUAUUUUCUAGCUCUUGGGUGAUUUACUAUAAGUAACCCUAUUAUAUAUAUGUCCGUUUUUGUUUUGUGAAAUUCAAACUCCUUUUAGUCUAUGAAAGAUAUUAACUAUUAUGUGCGACAAUACAAAUCGAUGUACCAU
Molecule: messenger RNA, 1263 nt
Organism: Arabidopsis arenosa
Lineage: Eukaryota; Viridiplantae; Streptophyta; Magnoliopsida; Brassicales; Brassicaceae
Source: the annotation of a GenBank genome assembly